UGCAAGUCCUUGUUGGAUUUCGUGUUCUGUCAGUCAGCGGCGCGAAAUGGGGCGCAAGACAAAACAAUCGCCGCAUGGCUGCACCACCUCAACGGAAGGACUCAGCCCCCAACCCAUAGACCACCUAAUGUCUGUCCUGAAGAAGCUGUGGGAAAAGAUUUUUCAGACUCAUCCCUUCAUUUGCCUACUGCUACGGCGGCCACUUUUGGAAGAAAUGUUGACGGCACAGCUGCAAGCUUGCUGUGAUAUGCCUAACCACGCCGUAACCUGUACAGAAUUCUAAUCCGAGACAUAUGGAGUUGGUAUAUGGAGUGAUGAAUGAAUAUACAGAUAACAGAACUAUGUGCAGAUGAUGGAAACCAUUUAAGAAGAUAGCCUUGAGCUCUCACAUCGUCUUCAGAUCACCACAUUCAUUCAUUCAUUCCAUUUACACAUUCGUUUUGAACAACCACACUCCUUCCAAUCAAGGAUUCAUUCGUUUUUACCUUCUACGAUCAUGAGGGCCCCACAUUCUUUAGCCCUAGCGGCACUUUUGGGAACUUUUGUUUCCGGCAAUUUCCUUCUACCUCGAGCAGCGAGCUGCGACUGGAAGGGAAUCUCUUUCGAUGUGAAGAUUUCGAAUGAGAACUUUUUCGGAGAACUGCCUCCAGCCAUGCAUCGAGCUUGUACCAGGUGGAUCAAUACAGACAACAUCAACGGCGUAUUCAGCGUUGCACCAUUCAAACUCAGCCACUCUGGGGCCAUUGGAGCUGCUAACAUCGAUGACUGUGUCUCUUCUUUGGAAUUUAUUGUCGAGCACUGUCGCAGUGAAGACUCCUACUACGGAGGCUCUACAGAAAGUCAUGGCGUCAGCUAUGCAAUUGAAGGAGUUGACUCUGGAUUGGUUACCAAGCUUGAAACACGUGGGAAAAAGGGCAAUUCGAAAGGAAAAGGCAAAGGCACCUCAGCUUUGAAAACAUCAGCCGCAAAGACAAAGGCAACAAAAACAAUGAGUUCAAAGUCUUCCGCAAAGUCUUCGGCGAAGACAGCAGGCGCAAAAUCAUCAGCCACAUCUCCUCCUAAGUCAACAGCAAAAUCGUCGGUGAAAUCAUCGGGAAAGUCCUCAGCAACGAGGUCCGUAAAGUCAACGGCAAAGUCUUCAGUCAAGUCCUCGAUAAAACCAUCUGCGACGACAUCAUCAACAGGACCCAACUGCAAGCCUAGAAAUGCAGCCUUCACAUCUGCUGCUAAAUCGAAAUCUGGAAGCAAAGCCACCGGGACCACAUCCGGGAAAAAGUCUAAGCAGACGGGAUCGGUGUCGAAAGCUGGGAAACGGGAUUCCGACUCAAAGCUUACUGGUAGGUCGGUAAUGCUCCAGCUGAUCAGGAAUUUUUCGAGAUCACUAGAGAAGAGGGGUGAGAAGAAGGUCACGUUGUGCAAUGGGUUUCUCAAAGCGAACGACUACCCUCGUGCUGGAGAACUGAAAAGUAGUCGUCCUGGGGUAACUUUGUUUGGAUUCGACAAGCAAAACAUUCUACAGUGGAACGAGGGAAAAGCUAACGAGGUGGGGCAAGUAGGACGAGGAGAUACUGAGCACGUUCUGGAAUGGCAAACCGUGGCCAGUUUCUUUGAAGAUCACCUCCAAAACAAGAUCGGAGAAACAACUCCAGUCUGCGAUGUUUUGCAGAAGUAUGUAGAUGGUAAGGGUAAGGGUAAUAAGUCACCGAAGCCACCGACAUUCGACAUCGAAGUGGAUGAUGAAGACGGCAACCGAAAAGUAUUAAGCGGGACAUUUUCUGAGCUUUUAGCCGAAGCAUAUCCAUCCAAGGGACGCUACGAGGAGGAAUUUGUGAUUCUUGAUUGGAAACCAAACGGUGUGAUCAAGAUGCACAUGUUCUCUGAUCUAGAUGUGGUCAAAGAAGACACUUUGACGCAAAGAAUGCGCCCGAUGAGGCCUUGGGCUACCUGA
This is a messenger RNA of Periconia digitata, 1948 nucleotides long. Lineage: Eukaryota; Fungi; Ascomycota; Dothideomycetes; Pleosporales; Periconiaceae. The record is from the annotation of a GenBank genome assembly.